UUUGGUUUAAUUCACCACCACUACAUGAAUAUCUUUCAUACCAACGUGAGAAAUUUCCUUUUGAUUUACAAACAUUUAAUCAAUUUAAUGAAAAUUUUAUGGAUUUUCGGGAUUCAGCUUCUCAUGAUAAGAUACUUGGAAUGUGUCAAUUAAGAAGUGAUAUUCUGCGUAAGAAAAAACAAGUAGAAAUUGAAAAAGCAGAAAAUCUUUAUAAAUGA
Molecule: messenger RNA, 218 nt
Organism: Diversispora eburnea
Lineage: Eukaryota; Fungi; Glomeromycota; Glomeromycetes; Diversisporales; Diversisporaceae
Source: the annotation of a GenBank genome assembly